ACACAAGGCUAGCGCGCACUUCAGGACAGCUCACCCGCGCCUAGCUCUGGUCCAGGGCCUAGUACGUGUUUCUUAUUAAUCAUGUAAGAACGGGCACUACGCCCUGGACUAGAGCUAACCCACUCAUUGGGAGCCUACUGGAGAGGGUUGAGCUAAAACGGAGGUCCAUAAUUUGAGUCAUCUGUUUCCACUGCUGAGUUCGCAGCUCUGGUCUGCUGCUCACUAGCCGUCUUCGGGUGGAUGUAGGCAGCCCUUAGGAGACUUUCUAUCAGCGAAAAAUACGUAAUAUGAGUUUAGUAGAAUAUAUAGUGUUCUACCGCAACCUAUUGACGAAUUGGAGUUUACUUUUCGCAAUUUCAGUGCACGUGCAAGCUGUUUGACGUUUAAGCCUUUCCAUGGAGAAGCCCCUCUUCACUCUACUCUACAUCUGUAUGUGAGAGAGAGAGAGAGAGAGAGAGAGAGAGAGAGAGAGAGAGAGAGAGAGAGAGAGAGAGAGAGAGAGAGAGAGAGAGUGUUUCUGUGUAUUUGUCCUGUCUGAGUGUGAUUGUCUGCCUAUGAUUGUUGGAGCGUGUGCGACUGGGUCUCUUUUGUGUGUGAUUGUUUGAUUGUGUGUGUGUCUAUGUAUAUCCCUACCACCCCGUAACUUCCACUUGAAGAACAUGUUGCCACCUGUGAGGAGAGACCGCAUCAUCGCUCAGCUUCCAGAGUGUUUUACCCCAGCUGCAGCGCUACACACUAAAGAUGUCUUCCACUCACAGGUCAAGACUGCCUGUCAGGGGCAAAAGACGGGCGCAGUGGGCUUUAACAUCGCCAAGGUGAUUGUGGUAGGGGAUGUGGCAGUUGGGAAGACAUGUCUAAUCAGCAGGUUCUGUAAGGACUCGUUUGAUAAGAACUAUAAGGCCACCAUCGGAGUAGAUUUUGAGAUGGAGCGGUUUGAGGUGUUGGGGGUGCCCUUCAGUUUACAGCUAUGGGACACAGCGGGUCAGGAGAGGUUCAAGUGCAUAGCCUCCACAUAUUACAGAGGAGCACAAGCCAUCAUAGUGGUAUUUGACCUGAGCUGUGUCACCUCUCUGGACAACGCCAGGCAGUGGCUGGAGGAUGCUAUGAAGGAGAACGAUCCCUCCAGUGUUCUGCUGUUCCUGGUCGGAACCAAGAAGGACCUCAGUUCUCCUGAUCAGUUGGCCUACAUGGAGCUGGAGGCCAUUAGACUGUCAGAGGAGAUCAGAGCAGAGUACUGGACUGUGUCUGCUAAGUCAGGGGAGAGUAUCAGGGAGUUUUUCUUCCGGGUAGCGUCUCUAACCUUUGAGGCCAACGUGCUGGCAGAGCUCGAGAAGAGUGGGUCCAGACGUGUUGGUGACAUUAUCAGAAUCACCGAGAGCACAGAAGAAGAGUACAAACCAACCAAGAGAAAAGCAACCUGCUGCUGAUGGGGAAGGAUACACUUCACUACACAGGACAACACUACACAGGACAACACUACACAGGACAACACUGGACAACACUACACAGGACAACACUACACAGGACAACACUACACAGGACAACACUACACAGGACAACACUACACAGGACUACACUACACAGGACAACACUACGCAGGACAACAUUACACAGGACAAUACAAGACAACACCCCACAAGACAACACCCCACAAGACAACACCCCACAAGACAACACCCCACAAGACAACACUACACAGGACAACACAACAACACACUGAGGAUGACCACACGGGAAGAUGAGAAUAAUACUGCUACACUCAAUUCCCACAAAACAACUCUGAAUACUGAAGUCUGGGAGACUUGAAUGCCAGAACACAAUCACGCAUCUGUGUGUUUGUACGAUGUGAAAGUGUUGUCUCAGUGAGGACGAUUCUAAUUCCAUGGACUGUCAGCUGAACGAGAGAAGAAGUAACAGCAACAGCAAUUGCAUUUAUCCCCAUCAAUCCAUAGAAAACAGAUUGUUCCUAGUCUUUUUUUUACAUGGUCAUAAAGAGAAAUAGACAACACUUGCAUGGUCUUUAAAGCAGUUUAAGAGAAAUAGACAACACUUGCAUGGUCUUUAAAGCAGUUUAAGAGAAAUAGACAACACUUGCAUGGUCUUUAAAGCAGUUUAAGAGAAAUAGACAACACUUGCAUGGUCUUUAAAGCAGCUAAAGAGAAAUAGGCAAAGCACGUGGACUGGAAGAAACCUCUAUAAUCACAAAACCAGGGUUUGGAGUCGAAUGCUGCUCCUUUACGUGAAACCCUCUCCAUAAACAACUGGAGAUAGUGUAGGUCCCAUAGCUUUGAGUUUUCCCUGACCAUGUAACCAGACCAGGAAAAACUCUUAUAUAUCCCCUUCACCAGAGCCCUAUGCUGUGUAGUGUAGUAUGGUACAAUACAUGCAGCUCUGUUCUAAAGUAAUGUAGCUCUGGUCUAAUGUAAAGUAACUCUGGUCUAAAGUAAUGUAGCUCUGGUCUAAUGUAAAGUAACUCUGGUCUAAAGUAAUGUAGCUCUGGUCUAAUGUAAAGUAACUCUGGUCUAAAGUAAUGUAGCUCUGGUCUAAUGUAAAGUAACUCUGGUCUAAAGUAAUGUAGCUCUGGUCUAAUGUAAAGUAACUCUGGUCUAAAGUAAUGUAGCUCUGGUCUAAUGUAAAGUAACUCUGGUCUAAAGUAAUGUAGCUCUGGUCUAAUGUAAAGUAACUCUGGUCUAAAGUAAUGUAGCUCUGGUCUAAUGUAAAGUAACUCUGGUCUAAUGUAAUGCUCAACACUCAGAGUUAGCUUGGUUCUCGUUUGAGAUUUGGCCAGACAGAUUCCUGCAUUCUAGUUGAAGACGUCAGCAGCAACAGGCAUGCAGACCUCCGUGCGUUGGCUGGUUUAUUUUCCUCCUUCGUCCCCUCCUGUCAUGUGUCUGGUCUGCUAAUGGGAUGAGUAUGCUGCCUCCCAUGACCACCCAACAUCCCAACCACACCACAGCCACAAUAUAGACUCUCAGGGCUCCUAAAAUACAGCGAUUGUUUAAUCACGAGAAAAGAUGGAGAGAGAGUGAGAGAGCGAUAGAGAUGGAGAGAGAGUGAGAGCGAUAGAGAGGGAGAGAGAGGGAGAGCGAUAGAGAGGGAGAGAGAAUGAGAGAUAGAGAGAGAGAGAGAAUGAGAGCGAUAGAGAGGGAGAGAGAGUGAGAGCGAUAGAGAGGGAGAGAGAAUGAGAGCGAUAGAGAGGGAGAGAGAGUGAGAGCGAUAGAGAGGGAGAGAGAAUGAGAGAUAGAGAGAGAAUAACAUUUAAUUUACAUCUGAUGAUCUGGGACAAAUUGAAUUAAGACUGUUGUGAAGAGGGCAGAAGCAGGCCAGACAUUUAGGUCUACUGCUUUACCAUGUUCUGAAAUGCUGUUAUGCCUCACUACUGAUGAUUGUAUUACAUUUGAUGUGAUUUGUGAUAUUUUAUGUCCAUAAAAUCAAUAUAGAUGACUAUC
Oncorhynchus kisutch (coho salmon) is the source of this 3449-nucleotide messenger RNA. It is a transcript of the gene rab34b, whose product is annotated as RAB34, member RAS oncogene family b. Gene Ontology annotation, molecular function: GTP binding; GTPase activity. The transcript is spliced from 11 exons. Lineage: Eukaryota; Metazoa; Chordata; Actinopteri; Salmoniformes; Salmonidae. The record is from RefSeq and is a predicted model, not a curated record. The coding region runs from base 660 to 1427 and encodes 255 amino acids.